Molecule: messenger RNA, 1080 nt
Organism: Heterobilharzia americana
Lineage: Eukaryota; Metazoa; Platyhelminthes; Trematoda; Strigeidida; Schistosomatidae
Source: the annotation of a GenBank genome assembly
AUAAACAUUUUUGGAUAAAAGUAUUAUCUGAAUAAUUGAUUGAAAAACUUAUACUAGUAUGCGAAUAUCCUAACUAUUUCAUAAUCUUUUUCAGCUCUACUAACAUUCAGAUUUCUGAAGGUAAUGAAAGUACAGAUUUUGUAAAAGAAAAUUAUAUCAAUUGUAUUACAUCUUCAUGCCCAGAAGAGACUAUUCUUCUACCUAGAUUUUAUUCAUUAACUGAAAAACCAAUAUCAUCUUCUAUGAACAGUUCAACUGAUAAUCAUUAUCAUAAUCCAUACUGUGAAAUUCAAUCAACAGAUCAUCAACUGAACUCAACUAUAAACAAUAUAUCUUAUUUGAAUACAUCCAAUUAUUCUGUGAAUAUUAUUCCUAGUAUAAAACAUUCAGAUAUGACAUCUAUAGUACAUACUAAUUCAUGGACUUUAGAUACAAGAGAUUCAUUGAUUUCUUCGCCUCCAACACUUCCAUCUUUAUCAUUACCCUAUAAUAAUGAAUCAUCUUUACAUCCUAUUUUUCUAAUGACAUCCAACUUAAACUAUUCGCCAACAAUGAAUCAACAUUCUAUUAAUUCUAGUAGUACAACUGUAUUAAUUCCACCAGUAAUUUUUGAUACAUCAAAUAGUCAAAAUAUCUUAUAUAAUCCUUGUAGUCCAUCUACGAAUACCUCAUUUUUACUUAAUACUAAUAAUAAUAUUAUCCCAGAUAUCUCUAUUAUACCAUUCAAUGAGAAUCAUUUUCAACAAGAGAACCAUCAACAACAGGAAGAAUAAAUGUAAACUUAUUGAUUAUUUGUGAAAGUAUAAAUGGCAUAUGCGCGUAAUGAAAACAUAUUUACUUCUACUUAUUACAUUAGGUAUACCGAUUAUUUUUCUUCUGAUUAUUCAACGAUACUUUUCCAACUGAUUGUUAAAGACAUACAUGUUUGAAUGUAUUCUUCUUUUGGCUAUAAUACUUACCGGUAUCUUUCAGUGUGUAUAGCAUAAAAAAUAAUGAAGACCAUAGUAAUUAUUAAGAUAAAAACAAAGUGUUUAUUGUACAGUGGAGUUUUCUAAUAAAAAUAUUAAUGAUAUAAGCUGA